Molecule: messenger RNA, 2538 nt
Organism: Polypterus senegalus (gray bichir)
Lineage: Eukaryota; Metazoa; Chordata; Cladistia; Polypteriformes; Polypteridae
Gene: sack1e
Product: family with sequence similarity 83 member E
Exons: 8
Coding region: 301-2076 (591 amino acids)
Source: RefSeq, a predicted model, not a curated record
UUCACUUGCUUGCCUCUUACAGGAGGUGCUCUUUGCCGGUGGUUUCAUUGCUUGUCCAGUCGCGCUUGUCUGUCACUUGCUGGCGCGGAGAGUGGGACGCUACCGUUUCAUUAAUUAUUAACUUCAGUUCUCCAUUUCUUCAGCGCUACACCAGGAAACAUCCACAGAGUGAGAGCGAGGAGGUUAGUCUGACAGAGGCAGAAACGGAGAGCUCGUGGCGUCCGAGUCAGAAGACGACUCGCAUUUAACGUGGGAAGGAAAUCCGCCGGGCCGUCUGCAUCAGAAAGACAGUUGGCCACAAUGACAGAUUCCCAGUUUGCCACGUUGGAUGAUGAGGUUCUCUUCCCUCAGGUGACGGAUCAAAGCCCGGAGUUUUACUACUGUGAGUCCCAACGUCUCGCUCUUGAAUCCCUGCUCAGUGCAGGUCCAUCUGCCUUCUACACUCGCCUCAAUCUGGAGCGGAUCCAGUCAUUCCUCUCCAGAAAGGAAAUCUCCAAACUUCACAGCCUAGCCCAGGACUUCUCUGUUGCUGAAUCUCCCCAGCUGAAUGGCAGCCAGACUGACCAGCAAGGGGAUCUGUCUGUGUGCUACUGGCCAAGCUCCUCCGAUUUUCCCACUCCCAACCUGGACUUAGGCUGGCCGGAGGGUGGGCUUUGGAGGGGCGUGGCCCAGGCCCGUGUGCUUACCCAUCCACCCACUGACAAGGACCAGCCAAUCAGGGAGUUUCUGCGAAGGCUGAUCCAGGGUGCCUUGAAGCUGGUGGCAAUAGUGAUGGACAAACUGACCGACAGGGAUAUUUUCAGAGACCUGUUAAACACUUCUCGACGUGGCAUUCCUGUCUAUAUCCUUCUCAGCCAGCAGGAGGAAGUAGAAAGCUUUCUGGAAAUGGCCGAGACUGUGAUUGGAGUCCGGCUGAGUGGAAACGAGAACAUGAGAGUGCGCACCGUUUCAGGCUGCACGUUUCUGUCCAGAGAUGGAAGGACGGUGACUGGGAAACUCAAAGAGAAGUUCAUUCUGAUAGAUGACACAGUCAUCACGGGCAGCUGCAGCCUCACUUGGUCUGAUGCCCAUCUUCACCGUCAGCUGGUGACCGUCCUUAACGGUCAAGUGGUGGACGCCUUUGACAAAGAGUUCCGGACGCUGUACGCCUGCUCGCUCCCCAUCCCACAGUCCGAUCGCCCUGCGCAGGUGGAGCACGAGCUCCUGGCUCUACCUCAGACUAGUGACUCUGCAAUCUACUCCAAUUCCUCUGGACUCUCCUUCACAGCUCAUUCUCCACCAAAGUUCGACACCCCCGGCUCGCCAACCCCACCACUGAAUCUGCAUCCUCAACUCGGCACUCCUAGAAUUGGAGUCUUUCCACCUACCACUCCGGCAAAUGAGAUGGCUGCACCAGCUCCACCCUUGUAUGAUGGGCACAGAAAUCUGCCGGAGGAUUUGCCAAUCUACAGGAGAGAAGGUGGCCAGUAUGCCAAGAAUGCCAUCCAUAGAGAUCUGGCACCCCGAGAGCGAAUAAGCAUGCCGUUUGUGGGUGACACAAGACCGCAUUUCCGAAUUGACCAGCCUCCAAAGAUCAAUGCCCAUCCUCCUCUAGUGCUUUCAGUGCCCUGGAACCUUCGACAUAGAGGAACAAGUGGGUCGAGUGCCUUGAGUGAUAUCCUGAAGGGGCUACGACCAAGGGUUCCCAGCACAAAUGCUGCAGCUCUCCGGGGUCCCAAGACCACAGCAGGGGGCAUCGGGGCCAGCCGAGGAGGCAGUCGCUCCCUCUGGGACCUCAGUCGGAUGUCAGAUUCAGAUUCAAGCGAUGAAGGGAAGAGCAAAGGACGGACACUCGCUGUUAACAGACUAGCACAAGGAGCAGAUUCGCUACGUGGUGGACCUAAAGUGACCCCUGCAAUGGCCUUGAUCCAGCACAGAGAAGAGGAGACCCGAGGGGUCACUCCCAACUCUCUUUAUCGGUCCUCUGCUUUUCUUCCACCCCGGCCGAGUGUGCUCUUGCAGACAGAGAAGAUGGACAGGAGCACAGAUGGACUAAAGUCGUGGGCAUCUCCAAACUCAAAACCACCCCCAUACUGAAAGGAACAGCACAAAGAGUCAAUGAAUAAAUGACGCUGGACAUUGAUGUGUAUCAUUCACAUCACACUUGUGCACCAGGAUCCAACAUCUGGACUAUUCCUUUGCAGGAAUGGUGGGAGAAAUAGAGCUGUGUAAAUGUAACCUCUAGGGACAUGGAAAACUGUGAAACCUGAAGCUGGAACCCUCAAAUCUGAAAACAAUGACAAAGAUGACCUCAAUUUUAAAUGAAGGUAAAGCUGUACAGUUGUCUCCGGGAAUCAGCAGCAUGAAGCGGAAGGUGGCGGAACUGCAGCCCAAAAGACUAAUAAGCCACAAGUGAAAUUUUACGUGUUUGUUUUGUAACAUUCACUUACUGUAUUUCUGAAGGUAAUGCUUUCUUUGCCAAACAAUUUUGGUGCUUUCUGUUGUUGUUUUUUUUUUCCACUCAUUUGUUAUUAAAAUAAACACGAAUCAUUUGCUGCA